UUGGUUUCACUUUAAGACCUCAGACUGUACGACUGACCGGACUGUGCCGAGUGUGGAGCCUGUAGCGCUUGUAGGAACCGUGAACUUGAUCUCUUGAUCUGAGAUCAGUCAGCCUGCCCGUCAGAGCUUCUACAGAAACCUUCCUCAGCUUUCCUCAAUGAAGCUUCCCGUCAAGAUCGUUCUCUUUGGGACACUUAGCGCCGCUUUCAUUGCGUAUCUGUGGAGUGGACCGUCUCUCAAUGAAGAGUCUCUAAAAGGGGUGAAGGUGUUGGUGACUGGUGCAAGCACUGGCAUCGGGGAGCAGGUGGCCUACCAUUAUGCCCGUUUGGGUGCUCAAAUCGUCAUCACAGCAAGAAGAGAAAAUGCCUUAAAAGAGGUGGUGAAGAAGUGUCAGGAUCUGGGCGCCCAGAAAGCCCUCUAUAUCUCAGCAGAUAUGGGCAUUCCCGCUGAUGCUGACCGGGUGGUGGAGUUUGCAGAACAGCAGCUCAAGGGACUGGACUACAUAGUGCUAAACCACAUCGGGCCCAGUCCAUAUCAGAUGUGGGACAGCGAUGUGGAUCACGUGCGAUGGCUAAUGCAGGUGAAUUUCCAUAGUUACGUGCAAAUGGCUGUGAAGGCUUUACCGGCCCUUGAGAAGAGUAAAGGGUCGAUAGUGGUGGUCUCCUCCCUGCUUGGAAAAAUGUGUUCACCAUUUGCUCUGCCAUACAUUGCUACCAAGUUUGCCCUGAAUGGUUUCUUUGGGAGUCUACAGCAUGAACUGGUGAUGAAGCAGAGUAACGUGUCCAUCAGUAUCUGCAUCUUGGGCCUCAUUGACACAGACUCUGCCAUGGAGAAAAUCAAAGGCUACAUAGAUAUGACUCCUUAUCCUGCACAUGAGGCCGCGUGGCAAAUCAUCAAAGCUGGAGCGCUGCGCCAAAGCGAAAUCUUCUACCCCUGGUACACCUACUAUGGCGUUCUCUUCAGAGACUGGUUCCCUCAUGCCAGAGAUCUGGUGAUACGUAGCUGCUACAACUACCAGCCAUAAGCUAUAGAGAGAGCUGUAUAUUACUUUUCACUUAUAGACACUGGAAAACACUCAGAAAUAAAGGUGCUAAAAAGGGUUCUUUGGAAUGACGUUGUAGAAAAAACACUUUUGGUUAUGGAUGUCUCCACAUAAUGUAAAGCUUCUAUAUGAAAAGCGUUUUUUUCCUAGAACCAAACAUCCUAGCAAAGAACCAUUUACAGAACUUUAUUUUUGAGUGAGAUACAACUGGUGCUCAGGGAAAAUAAGAGUUUACACAUUACAACAGAAAUGUGACCAAAGGAGCUAUACUACAAAACUCAAGUCCAAAAAAGUUGGGACAGUACAUAAAAUGCAAAUAACAACAGGAAGCAGUUGAUCCACUUUGACCUAUAUUUAAACUAAUAAAAGAUGCCUGUAGCACAUUGGGCACAUGUAGGGACAAUUUAAGACUAUGAACAAAGUGAAAAAAACUUUGUUCAAAAAACAUCUUAAACAAGUAAAUUAGUCAGGCUGGGAUAUAAAGAGGCAUCCUGGAAAGGUCUAUUCUGAUAUGGCUGUGGGUUUUUAUUUAAAACAAGCAGUUGGUCAGGCUUCAAACAACUGAUCAGGUGAGAACCUGCAACCACACUGGUCCUUGGCGGAUAAGACUGGACACCUCUGCCACACAGGCUCACAAAUACUUUUACAAUCCAGUGGUUAUUGCAGCAUCUGAAAGCUAAAUCUGUACUAUGCAGAGUAGAAGCCAUAUGUAAGCAAUGUCCAGAAACGCCGCCGACUUCUCAGGGCUCAAGCUUAUUCGAGAUGGACUGAUGCACAGUGGAAACCUGUAUUGUGGUCCACCUUUCAGAAUGUUUAUGGAAAUAAUGGACGUUGUGUUCUCUGGGCAAAAAAAGGACAAUCCAGCGUACCAGCAUUGUUACCAGCGUAAAGUUCAAAAGCCAGGGUCUGUCAUGAUAUGUGUGUAGUCCAGACCCCAGGUCUCCCAUUGAAAAUGUCUGGUGUAUUAUGGUUGUGAAGUUCUUGUAUAAUAAAAGAAUGGCAAGAAAUUUCACCUUUAAAACUGGACCAGUUGGUGUCUUUUGGUAUUGUUGGUAAAGUGAUGUAACACAGUGGUAAACAUGCUCCUCAGCCAACCUUUUUUAAACAUAUAGCAAGCAAUUUGGAACUAGCUCACAAUAAAAUUUUAAUUUAAUACAGAUUAAAUUGAAUUUACUAAUCACUGCUUUCUGUUUUAAACAGCAUAUCACACACUGUCCCAAGUUUUUUGGAAUUGAGGUUCCUACAAUAGGACUUCUUAGAAUGAAUAUUGUGGGCAAAUGGGUUGUUACCUCUGGUGUUUACUCAAAGUAAACAUAGUCAGAGGGCACCAGGAUAGCUGUGAAGGAUCCAUAUUCUUUUUAUCGUAUUUAGUUUUUUCCUAUAAUGUAUAAAGGUUGUUUUGUACCUUAGUUUCCAUAAAUGGACUGUAUGGACUGGAAAUUGAAAGGUACAUUUUAAAAAUUUGUUUUUUCCAUGAUAUGGGACCUUAACGAAGCACUUGAAGAGCUCUUUGAUCACACGUUUAAUUAUAUGUAGGGGAUUUGGGGGCUAUGGUUUUGAUUUUGGUGCUCUGUUUUGAAAUAUAACAUGAAAUACUGCACUUAAUAGCAUUUUAAAUAUCACCGGGCGUGUUAAGAUUACAGCAUUAGGUAAAUCCUGAAUAUUCAAAGAUUUGAUUCUUUGGUAUUGUUUUCUUUUAUAUAUAAAAUGGUGUUAUAGGAAAUAUGUGAGUAUAACUGUCUUAUUUUUAAAUGGUUAUGCUGAUGAAUUGAUUUUGGGUAUAUUUGCAAUAAAAUGAAAUGGACUGUCCUUGACACAAGCACUACUGCACAGGCCGAAAAGCUCUUAAUGCACAUAAGAAGGGCAUGGAGGGCAUCAUAAACUUGUUAAUAAGUUACACAUGUGAGUCGGUUAUCAUUGAAGCUGUUUCUAAAACAGAUUCCAAAUGACCUGUUGUAAAAUUUGUGAACCUCCUACAAAACAAAAAUAAAGUAAUUCAGUUGUCACAGUAAUAACAUCACUGUG
Molecule: messenger RNA, 3067 nt
Organism: Colossoma macropomum (tambaqui)
Lineage: Eukaryota; Metazoa; Chordata; Actinopteri; Characiformes; Serrasalmidae
Gene: hsd11b1la
Product: hydroxysteroid (11-beta) dehydrogenase 1-like a
Exons: 6
Coding region: 158-1024 (288 amino acids)
Cellular component (GO): intracellular membrane-bounded organelle
Molecular function (GO): oxidoreductase activity
Source: RefSeq, a predicted model, not a curated record